CGCGCAGAAACAGCAAUGGGGCAAACAGUGGGACGUAUGCCUCAUUCAUGGAUCGAUUUACUGGAGGAAAAAGAUCGCGUUUUAUACUGGAGCGGCGAGGUCCUAUCGCGAGUUGCCGAAAAUGUGUAUCAAGAGGAAUCGUUUCUUAUUGAUUACGGCAACGAAAGCAUCGACAAAAAGAUCGACUCGUGGAUGGAAUCGAAUCAGGCGCGGAUCGACAGGAUUUUCAGUAAACACGCUGACUUGCCGCUAUCGUACAAGAUUGAAGUACUAAACGAAAUGGAACAAAUAAAGGAAGAAUUGACGAUGAAAAUGAGAAGCGAUUAUUACCAUGGUUACAAGGACAUAUUGAAGUUUACGAGGAAGGUGGAUUCGUUGGGAGAAAGGCAACGUAGGAUACACGCGAAAAUUCAGAAUCUCGAGAACAUUUGCAAUGGAAAUGUGAAAGAGUUUCGAAGAAAGUUUGGCCCUUUGCGAGUGAAAACGUUCAAGAAUCUGAGAAUAGGAGAAAAAAUGAUAUUCCAAGACAAGAAACUAAAAUCACAGUUUGCUAAACAGGUAUACGACAUCGAUCAUAAAAACGUGGAAGAAUGUGCUAAAUGUAUUGAUAAAUUAAUAAAGAUCAUUGAGAAAGCUGCGCUCAAACAAUGAUGAUAAUAAAUAAAUGAAUAAACGAUAACAAAACUAAAGAUUAAUUUAAGAGAUUUGGAUAUGUAACAUAAAAUUGUAAAAGCAAUUAACGAAAUGAAAUAAAACGAACAUUGUAAGUGUAAAAUGUACAAAAUGGAGACAAAUAAAUAUUAUUACGUACAAGUAUAUCUGAUAUCAUGAA
This is a messenger RNA of Frieseomelitta varia, 832 nucleotides long. RefSeq lists its product as uncharacterized. The record is from RefSeq and is a predicted model, not a curated record. Bases 16 to 651 code for a protein of 211 amino acids. The transcript is spliced from 3 exons. Lineage: Eukaryota; Metazoa; Arthropoda; Insecta; Hymenoptera; Apidae.